Messenger RNA from Gadus macrocephalus (Pacific cod), 1748 nucleotides. It is a transcript of the gene plaub, whose product is annotated as plasminogen activator, urokinase b. Gene Ontology annotation, biological process: regulation of cell adhesion mediated by integrin; plasminogen activation. Bases 70 to 1422 code for a protein of 450 amino acids. Gene Ontology annotation, molecular function: serine-type endopeptidase activity. The record is from RefSeq and is a predicted model, not a curated record. The transcript has 11 exons. Lineage: Eukaryota; Metazoa; Chordata; Actinopteri; Gadiformes; Gadidae.
GACCCUGCAAGUACAGUCAAGCAGAUGUGGAUCCGUAGUCCACAUCCUGAUUCUCUCUGCUAGGACGAAAUGCACGUAACAAAAGGGCUUGGCUUUCUUUUGUGCGCCCUGGCCGCACUAUCCACCACAGAUGCAGGAUUAUUAAGGAAAGAGAGGUCAGUGUUAUAUGGACGUUCAAGAGGAAUCUGCCAAAAUGGGGGCACAUCUGUUGCAUCUUUGCUAGGAGGAGAUCACUUGUUUUGCUUGUGCCCUGAUGGUUUUGUAGGUGACAACUGUGAAACUGAUUCCAGUGACAGCUGUAUUAUCGGCAUGGGGCUGUACUACAGAGGCACCAGGUCCAAAUCAAGGAGCGGGAGAACAUGUCUGGAAUGGGACUUGCAUACCAGAGAGUCCUUCUUGACAUCGGAUGUGAAUUCAGGAAGACACAACUACUGCAGAAAUCUACAGUUCAGACUGCGUCCCUGGUGUUACGUCUGGAAGAAUGGCGCCCGUGCCCGAGAGUAUUGCAGAAUUCCCCGCUGCAACGUUCAACCAGGUGAUUCUUCGGAAGAUCCUUCCCCAACUUUGAAUCCAUCCCCCGAACCACCAAAAGCAUCAACAUGUGGCCGGCGAAACAGCAGGCAGAUGAAGAUCGUGGGCGGGACCAUAGCCACUGUGGAAUCCCAUCCCUGGGUGGCUGCAAUAUUUUGGAUUAGCAAAUCCAGGCAGAGGGUAUUCCGGUGCGGGGGAAGCCUGAUCUCCCCCUGCUGGGUGUUGACGGCCGCCCAUUGCUUCCCGGAAGGUGCGGCGACCAAAGCUCGACGCCUAUCCGUCAUUUUGGGGAAGAGUGCAUUGAACGAGACCGUGCCAUACUCCGAGCAGGCGUUCCGGGUGGAUGAAGUGUUUGUCCACGAGGCUUUUGACAACAGCGAUGGGAACUACAACAAUGACAUUGCUCUGCUAAGGUUGAAGGGGAGGCCUGGGCAGUGUGCAAAUGAGACCAGGACGGUCAGGACGGUCUGUCUGCCACCGCCUGGAGAUAGGCUUCAGUCAGGGAUCCAAUGUGAGAUAGCAGGCUAUGGAAAAGAGCAGCAAGGCCUGUGGUAUAACUCCCAGUACCUCCGACAAGGCAAGGUCCUUCUCUUGGCUCAGGAUGUGUGUCAGGAUAAGGACUACUAUGGCCACCUGAUCACAGGGAAUAUGUUUUGUGCUGCUCGUCCCGAUUGGAGUCAGGAUGCGUGUGAGGGAGACUCAGGAGGACCGCUGGUGUGUGAAGUAGAUGACAGGAUGUACCUCUUCGGCAUCGUCAGCUGGGGCGACGGUUGCGCAAGGGAGAACCGGCCAGGUGUGUACACCAUGGUAACCAAUUACAACCAGUGGAUAGCCGAGAAAACCGGCCUAUCCUCCUUCACAGCGAGCCCCAUGCUGGCUCCUGAGAAGUGAACUCCUCACAAUACACACUAUAUCUGCUGUCGGAGUGUGUCUGAAUGUGUGUGUGUGUGUGUGUGUGUGUGUGUGUGUGUGUGUGUGUGUGUGUGUGUGUGUGUGUGUGUGUGUGUGUGUGUGAUGCAUUUCGUGCUGGCUGCGAUUCAUUCAGUGCGGAAUGUAGGCAGUGCCGUGGUUGGUUUUAAGUGGGUUUGAGUUUGGUUUUUGUGUUGAUAUUUUAAGCGAUUAUUAUUUUUGAGAAAUAUUUUUGUACUUCAUUGUAGAUGUUUUUGCUUCACUCUUAUGCUGCUUUUCAAUUGAAUAAAUGUGUUUAUAUUUUCCAA